This is a messenger RNA of Eucalyptus grandis, 1416 nucleotides long. RefSeq names its product AP2/ERF and B3 domain-containing transcription repressor TEM1. Lineage: Eukaryota; Viridiplantae; Streptophyta; Magnoliopsida; Myrtales; Myrtaceae. Bases 137 to 1150 code for a protein of 337 amino acids. The record is from RefSeq and is a predicted model, not a curated record. The transcript has a single exon. Gene Ontology annotation, biological process: regulation of DNA-templated transcription. Gene Ontology annotation, molecular function: DNA binding; DNA-binding transcription factor activity.
CACACUAGUCGACGCCCACGUCUUCAUAAUGAACACCCGCGGAAAGUCCCUCCAUUUAUAUCCCCCUUAUAGUUGUCCCUCCAAUCUUCCAUAGCCACCAUCUUAUCUCUCUCUCUCUCAUAACAAAGAAUAGAUAAUGGAUGGUAACAUCAUCUGCAUAGACGAGCUCAGCUCAACUAGCGACUCCAAUGUUAUUCCACUUCCGUCGAAAUCAUGGCAGCCACCAACGCCGCCGCAGAGCCUCUGCCGUCUUGGCAGUGGCACAAGCGUGACAUUGGACUGCGAAGGCGGCAUCAAGGCCGAGUCAAGGAAGCUGAACCCAUCCAAGUACAAGGGCGUCGUCCCUCAGCCGAACGGCCGCUGGGGCGCGCAAAACUACGAGAAGCACCAGAGGGUGUGGAUCGGCACCUUUAGUGAGGAGGAUGAGGCCGCCAUGGCCUACGACAUCGCCGCGAAGUGCUUCCGUGGCCAAGCGGCCGUCACCAACUUCAACCAGAGGUCUAACACUGAAGAUUACGAUCUUGAAGCCGCUUUCCUGAUUUCUCAUUCCAAGGCGGAGAUCGUUGACAUGCUUCGGAAGCACGCAUACUAUGAGGAGCUCGAGCAGUGCAAGAGAAGGUACGUCAACGCAAAUGGCGAUGGCAAGAGGGUGAGUAUGACGGAAGUCCUAGGAGAUCCAUCUGGACCGGGUCGGGCUGCAGCGGCUUGUCAUCUCCUUUUCCAGAAGGAGGUCACGCAGAGUGACGUAGGGAAUCUGAAUCGAUUCGUGAUUCCAAAGCAACACGCAGAGAAGCACUUCCCCCUGCACAACCGCUCGAGCCCUACGACUUCGAAGGGCACUUUGCUGACUUUCAUAGACAGUGGAGGCAAAGUGUGGAGAUUUAGGUACUUGUAUUGGAAUAGCAGCCGCAGCUACGUUCUGACGCGAGGUUGGACCCGGUUUGUGAAGGAGAAGAGCUUGAGGGCAGGAGACAUCAUCAGCUUCCACCGGUCGGCCGGGCCAGAGAAGCAGCUUCAUAUCAAUUACAUGAGGAGGAGCGGGCUCAGUCAGGCCAGGCCAGUCCAUCCGGUCCAGAAGGUGAGGUUGUUUGGGGUCGACAUCUUCCAAGUGUCGGGGACAGGCGGUGGCGUCAACUGUGGUGGUCGUUGAAGGGGAAGGAGAAUGAUCGAGGUGGAGUUAUUGUAAUUUGGAUGCAACGAGAAGGAGAUAGUGAUUAGAACAUCAUGACUGUCUCUGUCCCUGUUAUUUUUUAUUUGUUGGGCUUCUACGAUGUUGGUCGAUUCCGAAGAUGGAAGAGAUGGGAUUAGGACUUGGGAGAAGAUAGAUAAAAAUACGCAGAAAAAUUGUAUAUUUUUUGUCUCUUGUAAUGAAGAGUACGUAAGGUAUUUAUAGACCUUAUAAGGUUACUAUCUAAA